AGCAGAAGUGUUCGUCAUUCCAGUCUCGGCGCGCGUCUUGAUAACACACAAAAUUUCCAUCGACGUCGGAGAGCCCCCACGGAACUCAACAAACAGGCCAGAGCCAGGAGUCGGGAUACAAACAUUUUUUUCUGGGGACGUUUCGGUUCAUUUUCCGGGUUCGUGUGCUGUGUACAUAGACGUUGGGAACUCUCAUUCAUUUUUAUUUAAUUCACUUUUUUUCCGCGAAUUUGCCGGCGAGGCCCUUGUGACUCUUUGAACGGUUUAAUGGAAAAUUGACUGCCAUGAAAAAUAUUUUCUUCUUGCUGCAAUUGUUGGCAUUUUCAAAAUGGACCAUCACACAUAAUUUGACGGAACCUGAGUUAAGGAACCAAUAUGCGGAACAGGCUUUAUCAUCUGAACUAGAGGAAGUGGACAGCAGAAGCGGAGGAUGGUCGAAAUGGUCCGAGUGGUCCCCCUGCUCUAGAUCAUGCGACGGUGGUGUAUCGAAGCAAAUAAGAAGUUGCAAAACCACGUCAUGCAGAGGGGAACACGUCAGAUACAGAAUAUGCAACAUGCAGGCCUGUCCCGAUAGCCGGGACUUUCGCAUGGACCAGUGUCAGGCGUUCAACAAGAGCCCGUACAAGGGCCUGUUUUACGAAUGGACACCCCAUUACGAAGACGAGAAACCGUGCACGCUGACCUGCGUCGGCAGUCCGGUCAGCGAGAACGAGAUCACGCAGGACCAUCAUCAGGUGGUGGUGAUCACGAAUCUGGCGGAUAAGGUGCACGACGGGACCAGGUGCAGGCCGGGAAGUUUGGACAUGUGCAUUGAUGGGAUCUGUCAGAAGGUGGGAUGCGACUUAAGAAUCGGCUCCAGCAAGCAGAUCGAUGAGUGCGGCGUGUGCGGCGGAGACGGCUCGUCAUGCUUCAAGCCGAUCUAUCAUUGGACGCUGACGUUCACUUCGCUCUGUUCGAAGACGUGUGGCGGAGGCUUCAAGAUGUCACGUCCCGUCUGUCAGAAUCGAGUGACUGGGGAAGAAGUGGAGUCCGAACUUUGCAACGAUUCACAGAAGCCAGACGCAACCGUCGUCAGAUGCAACAUACACAGCUGUCCUCCCAAGUGGCACGUCGGUGAAUGGGGGACGUGUUCGUCCAAUUGCGGCGGCGGGACCAAACUUCGCGAAGUCUAUUGUGUGGAAGAAGUAAACAAUACCAAAAUCAGAGUCAAUAAUAACAAAUGUAGCACACCAAUGCCCUGGGAAGAAGAAAACUGCAGUGAAAUUCCUUGUCCUUCAUGGCACACAUCUUCAUGGUCAGGAUGUUCCGUUUCCUGCGGCGAGGGCGUGCAGGUCCGUGUGGUCGAAUGCCGGGCCAGCGACCAAGAGACUACCAGCACCAUGUGCGAUCUGGGUUUGAAACCGCCGGCAACCAAGCCUUGUUUCACUGGCAUCCAGUGUCCGUACCAUUCGGAAAGCAAUCUGGACUCGAGCGAGGAGCUUUUGACCAGCAAAUAUUACUCGCAACCGUUGGUCCAGCCGCCGCCGCCUCCCACCGCCGAACGGCUUAUUGGGGAGAUCAUCCCGUCGGAAAGCUCAUUUAUUCCGGAUGAAUGGGGACCUUGUAGCGUUAGCUGCGGUGAAGGAGUGCGUAAACGAGAAGUUCACUGUAAAAUAUUUCUGGAGUUCUCUAGGACCAUAGCUAAAUUACCAGACAAGCAAUGUUCUGGCGAGAAGCCUAUAGAAAUCGAAAAAUGCUUCAUGGAACCAUGUUCUUCCGAAAGAAUAGGCAUAGACAUCAAAGACGACCCCUACAGAUCAGAUAUAAAAGUUGCUGGAGGAUUGCCUGGAAAAUCGUAUUCUUGGAGAGAACAAGGCUACACUCAUUGCAGUGCCACGUGUCUUGGUGGGGUUCAAGAACUUAUAGUGAACUGUGUGAGAGAUGACACCCAAAAAGUUACAUCCCCUUACAUGUGUCCCAUAGAACUUAAGCCUGAGAUUUUGAUGAGGACAUGCAAUGAUCAUCCAUGUCCACCGAGAUGGAACUUUUCGGAGUUCUCACCCUGCUCUCAGAGCUGCGGCAUAGGCAUACAAACUCGUGAGGUCAGUUGCAUUCACGAAGUCACUCAAGGAGGUGGUAACACUGUGGUGGUUCCAAAUAACAUGUGUCCUCAACCACCACCACCAGACAGACAAUACUGUAACGUCCUAGAUUGUCCAGUUAGAUGGAAGGUACACGAAUGGUCUAAAUGCUCCAAAUCUUGUGGAACAGGAGAGAAAACGAGGAAGGUGGAAUGCAAACAAGUUAUGGCCCAAAAUCAUACAGUUGACAGGCUGGAUUCUAAGUGUCCACACCCUAAACCACAAGAAAGGAAACCGUGCAACACCAAAAGUUGCAUCGUAGAAAGUGACAGGCCACAAAUAGAUGUAUCUAACAGUACGUUCAUACAACACGAUCCUAAGAAAAAGAAGAUCUCUUUAAAAAUUGGUGGAGCUGCUACAGUCUUCCUUGGCACCACCGUAAAAAUCAAGUGUCCAGUCAAACGAUUUAACCGAACGAAAAUUCAGUGGGCCAAAGACAAGAACUACAUUCCGAAAUCAAAAAAAUACAAGACAUCCAGAAAAGGAGCACUCAGAAUUCAAAACCUGACCCUGCGCGACAGCGGUUUGUACACGUGCAUAGCGGGCAAGUCCACGGCCAGCAUCCAGAUAUCGGUUAGGCCUAAACCUGGUGAGUUUCCCACCUCCGAAGAAAUCCAGAAGCAGGGACUGAAAACUGAAAAAGGGGAACUAAUAUCGGAUGUUAAUGUAGGUAGGGACGAUCCCAAUCCAAUUUUCAGCGAUGAGCACUCGCAUGAACAAAGACCGGACAAACCAAAAAGGAAGACGACUCCUAGAACUAAGCUCUUCACUCCCACUCUUCCCUCACUCAGGUUGGACACUUCCAGCAAAACGGACGCACAUAUGACGUCUUCGGCCAAGGAUCCUGAUCGUACAGUAAAUUUACCCCCUAGUUCUUCCGAAUCGCUGAACCCAGUUUUCGAGGACACCCCCAGCUCAGCGAGUCGUAACAUGCCCCAUUUUCAAAAACUAAUUUCUAACAUACAGAAUUUGUGGCUUUUCCAGAUGUUCUCAAACUCCCGCGGUCACCGGAUGAUGGUCGACACAUUCCCAACUAGCUUGUUCUCAGAAUUAGAACCUAACAUGGUGCUGACAAUCGAAACGAAAAAGAACUACACGUGGAAGACCAGCGAAUGGUCUAAAUGUUCGGAAACAUGCGGAAAUUCUGGAUAUCAGAUACGAAAGAUUGCCUGUGUGUAUCGGGAGGACAACGCGACCUAUGAAGUAGAUCCUGACUUCUGUGAAAAGGAUUUUCUGGAAAAACCAGAGACAAAGAGGAGAUGUAGUUUGGGCGAGUGUCCAACGUGGAAGGUAACUGACUGGAAUUCCUGCGAAUCGGCAAAAUGUGUUGGUCACCACGAAGCUUUGCAGAAAAGGGCGGUUCUUUGUCAAACAUCAAAAAACAUCACUUACGAAAAAUCCAAAUGCAAUAAGAGGCAAAGGCCAUUGGAAACUCAAAUAUGUUUAAAUGAAAAAUGUGUUGGGUCGUGGCAACCAGGAAACUGGACUGAGUGUGCAGCAGCAUGCGAGAUGAAGGGCGUUCAACACAGAACUCUCCGUUGCGUUUGGGACGGAACCGAUAAGCCGGCAGGAAUGGUUUGUAGGGACAUCAAAAGGCCUCCAGUAAUUCAACUUUGCACAGGACCACCUUGCAACUCGAUCAAGAAGACGUGCAAGGAUCAUUCGAAAUUUUGCCUAAAUGUUAAGCUGACGAACCGUUGCAGGAUCAUGAGAUACCAGCAGCAGUGUUGUCGGACCUGCAGUCUUUAAGAAUUCCGUGGCGCUCUAACAAGAGAUCUCAAAUUGUUUAAAGAGUUUAGUUGUAGAAAAUGCAACGUAACAUGAUGUAAUCUUGGAUUAAGAUAAGAAUGUUUUGUGUUUGUUAAACCUGCACAUUAUAAUAGAGAUAUAAGAAAGAGAGACAAAUUCAGAUUCAUUUAAAUGUUGAUGUAAUUCUCCAAUCAAAUAUUUCAUCCGUAUUUUAGUUAAGUCAAGACUGAUUUCGAUUGUGUUCAUCUCGAACAAAUUAAUUUUCACAUAAUAAAUUGUUGUUGGACAUACAUUUACACAUUAUCAUAUUGUUUGAUUAAAAAAUAGUUUAAUGUCUCAAAACCAACGAUUUAAAUAAACCGCUGUUACCCAAAAGGACUUGUGGUUCAAUACUGUAUGUCAUCCUAUAGAAUUUUGCUUCUAAUAUUGUGUUUUAGAAUGAGUACUUAAUCGGAAUGAAUAUUGGACCACAUUGUUAAUCAUAUUCAAUGAAAACCACUAGCAUUAAAUUUGUCUUCCAUUGGUUCAUAUAAUUCCUUGUAGAUAGUUGAAGCAAUAGUGUAAAUUAAAAUAAUUUUUUCGAAGUUACUACCAGUAUUAGGAAUAAACCACGCAAGUAAUAUAAUCUAAGCCUAAAGAAAAGUUCAUGUAAAUGAUUUUAACCGAAUAGGAUUAUGUGAAUAUUGUAUAAAAUUUCAGUUAAUUAAUAAGCAAGAUUAUAGUCAAUAUUUUAGUAAUUAAAGAUUCAAAGGGCUUCAAUAAAUUAGGCCUUAGGUUACACUUUACACUGCUUAUUUUCUUUUUCAUGAUACGUUGAAUAUAAGUGAUUGAGCACAUGUUUUUUACAUUUAUAUAUAAUUUUUAAAGUUGUAUGCUGAAAGAGAAAAAUAUGCAAUAUGUUUAAUUGUUAAAUUUAGGUAUUAGAAUUUUUUGUAAUUUAAAUCUGUUAUUCAAUUUUUCCAAAACAAUGUUUAAUUAUG
This is a messenger RNA of Aethina tumida (small hive beetle), 4849 nucleotides long. RefSeq names its product protein madd-4 (gene nolo). NCBI's taxonomy places the organism in Eukaryota, Metazoa, Arthropoda, Insecta, Coleoptera, Nitidulidae. Gene Ontology annotation, molecular function: metalloendopeptidase activity. Gene Ontology annotation, cellular component: extracellular matrix. The transcript is spliced from 16 exons. The record is from RefSeq and is a predicted model, not a curated record. The coding region runs from base 285 to 3869 and encodes 1194 amino acids. Gene Ontology annotation, biological process: extracellular matrix organization.